Molecule: messenger RNA, 4893 nt
Organism: Phyllostomus discolor (pale spear-nosed bat)
Lineage: Eukaryota; Metazoa; Chordata; Mammalia; Chiroptera; Phyllostomidae
Gene: FOXO1
Product: forkhead box O1
Exons: 3
Coding region: 444-2426 (660 amino acids)
Biological process (GO): regulation of transcription by RNA polymerase II; insulin receptor signaling pathway
Cellular component (GO): nucleus
Molecular function (GO): RNA polymerase II cis-regulatory region sequence-specific DNA binding; DNA-binding transcription factor activity, RNA polymerase II-specific
Source: RefSeq, a predicted model, not a curated record
GGGGGUGGCGGCAGAUCCCGUAAGUCGAGCGGCCGCGUAGUAGCUGCUGCCUCCGCCGCCGCAGCCACAUUCAACAGGCAGCAGCGCCGUGGUCGCGCUGCGGAGAGCGAGCGGCCCGCGGCGUCCGUCCGUCCUCCGGCCCGCGGGCCCUGUCAUCAGGAGCGCGGCGCCGGUGCCGCCCGCGCCCGGCGACCCCGGCCUGCCGUCCCGUCGGUGCAGCGGACCCAGAGGACUCUAGAUGUUGAUGGACUCGCGAAGUUAAGUUCUGGGCUCGCGCCUCCACUUCGUCGCUUCUUCCUCCGGGUUUCCGUCCUCUUGCGGCGGCACCGACCUCGCUCCCAAUCUCGGACCAGCUCUUCGCGGCUCCCCCUUCCUUUGGCUGCCGGUGCUGCGCGCUACCCCUUCUCGGCUCUCCCGCGGCUGGGGGAGGGGCGGGGGUCACCAUGGCCGAAGCGCCCCAGGUGGUGGAGAUUGACCCGGACUUCGAGCCGCUGCCGCGGCCGCGUUCGUGCACCUGGCCGCUGCCCAGGCCGGAGUUUAGCCAGUCCAACUCGGCCACCUCCAGCCCGGCGCCGUCGGGUGGCGCGGCCGCGAACCCCGAUGCCGCCGCGGGCCUGCCCUCGGCGGCCGCUGUCAACGCGGACUUCAUGAGCAACUUGAGCCUGCUGGAGGAGAGCGGGGACUUCCAGCAGGCGCCCGGCUCCGUGGCGGCGGCCGCGGCGGCGGCGGCGGUGGCGGCGGCGGCAGCCGCAGCAGCGGCCGCCACUGGGGGGCUGUGCGGGGACUUCCAGGGCCCGGAGGCGAGCUGCCUGCACCAGGCGCCGCCGCAGCCCCCGCCGCCCGGGCCGCUGUCUCAGCACCCGCCGGUGCCCCCUGCCGCUGCCGGGCCGCUGGCUGGGCAGCCGCGCAAGAGCAGCUCGUCCCGCCGUAACGCGUGGGGCAACCUGUCCUACGCCGACCUCAUCACCAAGGCCAUCGAGAGCUCGGCGGAGAAGCGACUCACGCUGUCGCAGAUUUACGAGUGGAUGGUCAAGAGUGUGCCCUACUUCAAGGAUAAGGGUGACAGCAACAGCUCGGCGGGCUGGAAGAACUCCAUCCGCCACAACCUGUCGCUGCACAGCAAGUUCAUCCGCGUGCAGAACGAGGGCACCGGGAAGAGCUCGUGGUGGAUGCUGAACCCCGAGGGGGGCAAGAGCGGCAAGUCCCCCCGCAGGCGGGCGGCCUCCAUGGACAACAACAGCAAGUUCUCCAAGAGCCGCGGCCGGGCGGCCAAGAAGAAGGCCUCCCUGCAGCCCGGCGCGGAGGGCGCGGGGGACAGCCCCGGCUCGCAGUUCUCCAAGUGGCCCGCCAGCCCCGGCUCGCACAGCAACGACGACUUCGACACCUGGAGCACCUUCCGCCCGCGGACCAGCUCCAACGCCAGCACCGUCAGCGGGAGGCUGUCCCCCAUCAUGACGGAGCAGGACGACCUGGGGGAGGGGGACCUGCACCCGAUGGGCUACCCGCCGUCCGCCGCCAAGAUGGCCUCCACGCUGCCCAGCCUGUCGGAGAUCGGCAGCCCCGAGAACAUGGAGAACCUCCUGGACAACCUGAACCUCCUCUCGCCGCCCACGUCGCUGACCGCCUCCACGCAGUCCCCCCCCGGCGGCCUGAUGCAGCAGGCGCCCUGCUACACGUUCGCCCCGCCCAGCACCAGCCUGAGCUCGCCGAGCCCCAACUACCAGAAGUACACCUACGGCCAGGCCGGCAUGAGCCCCUUGCCGCCGAUGGCGAUGCAGGCGCUGCCGGACAGCAAGGCGGCCUACGGCGGGAUCGGCCAGUACAACUGUGCGCCGGGGCUCCUGAAGGAGCUGCUCACGUCCGACUCCCCUCCCCAUAACGACAUGAUGGCGCCGGUCGAUGGCGGGGUGGCCCAGCCCAGCAGCCGGGUCCUCGGCCAGAACGUGCUCAUGGGCCCUAACUCGGUCAUGCCAGCCUAUGGCGGCCAGGCGUCUCACACCAAAAUGAUGAACCCCGGCUCCCACAGCCACCCCGGACACGCCCAGCCGGCGUCCGUGGUCAAUGGGCGCGCCCUGCCGCACGCGGUGAACGCCAUGCCCCACGGCUCGGGCAUGAACCGCCUGGCCCCGGCGAAGGCCGCCUUGCAAGUGCCUCUGCCCCACGCCGUGCAGAUGAGCGCCCUCGGGGGCUACUCCGCGGGCGGCAGCUGCAACGGCUACGGCAGGGCGGGCCUCCUGCACCAGGAGAAGCUCCCGAGCGACCUGGACGGCAUGUUCGUCGAGCGCUUGGACUGCGACAUGGAGUCCAUCAUCCGUAACGACCUCAUGGACGGGGACACGCUGGACUUCAACUUCGACAGCGUGCUGCCCAGCCAGAGCUUCCCGCACGGCGUCAAGACCACGACGCACAGCUGGGUGUCCGGUUAGGAGCGGGUCGGCGGGCAGACUUGGCAGCGAAGACACUUUCCUGUGCGGGAUGUUUGCCCCGUGCUCGCAGGGGCGGGCCGCCACGGACAGGGACCUCCGGAGGCCCCGUCACGAUCAAGUGCCAAACUCGCCACGCUGCGGACCUGCAGGGUGGACCUGCGGGCCCCGGCGCGCUCUCAAGUCUUGUACAUACGCAGUAGCCGCAGAACUGUCUCUGUGUGUGUAUUGUUUUUUAAGUAGCCGUUUGGUCCAAGGAAAGCGUAUACUCUUUUUUUUUUGUACUACUGUGAUGGUCUCACGUCCUUAAUAAGUUAAAAACUUCUGUUUGCCCCCCCCCCCCCCGUGUUCUGCCGGACUGACGGACCCCCAAGAACCAGGCCCUCCGCCCAGCACCUGCGGGCGCAGCCUGGGACCCGCUCCCGCUGCUGCGUCCCUCACGCGAGGACCCACACCCCGCCGGCAGCCUGCUGCGUGCGCGGACUUGUCAGACUCUUUGGGAAAAAAAAAUAGAGUAAAUGCCAGCCUUGUACAGGUCUUUUCUAUUUUUUUUUGUCUGUUUAUUUUGUUAUUUGCAAAUUUGUACAAACAUACGAAUGGUUCUAAUUUCCAGAUUUUUGAUGUUACUGUUGGGACUUGAUCAUUUUUGGAAUAGAUGCUGAACUGUAAUGUUUUCUUAAAACUAGAGUCUACUUUGUUAUAAUAUACUGCUUGUAAAUUUACAGACUCCCAGAUAUCUGAGACAGCAUCCGUAAUUUUCAUUUUGUAUUCUAACUGGAUUAGUACUAAUUUUGUACGUGCUCAACUGGUUUGUACACUUGGGGAUGCUGCCUGGUGAUGUUUGUGACUAAUCUUAAAAUCACUGUAAUUAGUACUUGCCUACUCAAUGCUUCUGGCCCUGGUUUUGGCAGAAGAGGGAUGUAUGUAUAGUUAAGGACAUUUUUUUUGUGUUUCCAGUUGAGGAGAACUCGGUAUGUUUCUAUGUACGUGUUCUAAAGAAAUCACAUCUGCCGUUCCUCCGUGAGCUCAGCGCACCACACAGCGUUGCGUCCUCGUCCUUGCAGCAACUCCCGGGAGGCCUCGUAGUGUCUGUCGUGCGGGAAGGGAGAGACCCGCACCCGAAACAGGACCCCUUUCUCAGACUGGGCUCUCCCUCGGCGACCGCUCUGAGCUGAGCUCCACCGGAAGUUUCCCCUCACAGUGCUUGCUGCGUUCUUACUCCGGUCCGGGUAGAGUGGGUCUUCGUAGCCUGGCCUUGAAGGCUUCCGUCAGCCCCCUCACCUCAUCCCUCUGUCCUUCUGUCCUUCCGCCCUGCAGAUCGCGGAGCACACUGUGGAGAGUCCAUCAGAGGGGGGGGUGGCUUAGAGACGGGACUUGGGCGACGAGCGGGCUGCUCUGUGUUCGUUGUGCAGUGUGGACGCUGCCCCGUGGGAAGGAGCUCGCUGAAAACCCGGGGCAGUCCAUCUGAACAUCAGCCAGCCAGCUCUGGGUUGUACAUUUGAGUUCUUAAAAGCCUUUGUGUACGUUAAGAGUUUCUGUAGCCUCUUAGCAACCUCAACUAUGAUCCUGAUCAUUACGUUGUCAUAUUCUCCGUUCACCUGUAACUGACAGACCAGGUUCGUUGGCCUCGAGGCCCGCUGGCAGCCAGCUUCGCUGGUGUUCUCUGGUCCCGUGGACGCCCCGAGUCACAGCACCAGGAAAGGAGCAGCUGAACAGAAAGAAGCGUUCCCCUCGCCAGACUGACAGGGCUCUGAUCUGAGUUCUGUGUGCCUAGCCCCAGCCGCAUUUGCUCUGUCUCAUCUGCGAAUGGCAUCUCCGUUGGCUUAGUUUUCUCUCAUACAUGUGUAACAGGAGCAGAAGUGUCCUUGGUGGAUUUCCUCCAGGGGGCCGGCCCUGGGGUAAGCGUCCCGCGGUCACUUCUGUGGUGGCGAAGGGUUGUCAGACAACCCUCUGUGUCGCUGGCCGCUCCGACACACACCUGGUCAUAGAGAUGCUGUCCCCUCAGUGGUGCCUCCCGCCCGUGGGACGGACCUCGUGGGUGCCAACUACUGGGUUUCUGUUACCACCGCCGCCCCGGGACACCCCCCGCCCCCGCCCUCACACAUGAGCCUCGGAGACGACCACCGCCAGCAUCACCAUCUGAAGGUCUUUCUUCCUCCUCAGUCCCUGUAAAUAUCUUCUUUUCCUUCAGGUGUUUCUUUCUCGUGGUGAAAUCCUGACAUGAACCCCGGGUAGCUAGCUCUCCGGGGCACAGCGAACUCCGGGGGAAGGCCCCUUGUCUAGUUUGAAAGCAUCAUGUGACCUCUGAUUGCUUUUUCUGUGCGAAGACCGACCGACCCGGAGCGAGCAGACGACCGGUUUUACUGUACCCGACGGCUCUGUGAGAUGCGCAGGCGAUGCCACCUAUGCAGCCUUGUUUGGUUUCUUUCCCCCGGUUUGUACUGUUACUGAAAGCAUAUUGUAUCAUAGA